Molecule: messenger RNA, 4556 nt
Organism: Triplophysa rosa
Lineage: Eukaryota; Metazoa; Chordata; Actinopteri; Cypriniformes; Nemacheilidae
Gene: cadm1a
Product: cell adhesion molecule 1a
Exons: 12
Coding region: 53-1378 (441 amino acids)
Biological process (GO): detection of stimulus; cell recognition; susceptibility to natural killer cell mediated cytotoxicity
Cellular component (GO): plasma membrane; neuron projection; synapse
Molecular function (GO): signaling receptor binding
Source: RefSeq, a predicted model, not a curated record
GUAGGUGAAGCUCAACUCACUCACGAGCUUCAGAACGAAGCAGGUGUCCAACAUGGCGAACACGAGCAACGGAUCUCUCGCUACUCUCCUCCUUUUAUUCACCAUUUCAGCAGCUAUCCAUACAGGAGCUGCUCAGUUUGCAGUACAAAGCCAGAACCUCGUAGCGGACAACGUGUCGGUGGUGGAGGGAGAGACAGCCAUCAUCAGCUGUCGAGUCAAAAACAACGACGACUCCGUCAUCCAGCUCCUCAACCCCAACAGACAGACCAUCUACUUCAAGGACGUCAGACCUCUGAAGGAUGCUCGAUUCCAACUGGUCAACUUUUCAGAGAACGAGCUGCGUGUGGCGCUGUCCAACGUGUCCCUGUCAGAUGAGGGAAGAUACGUGUGCCAGCUGUAUACGGACCCCCCACAGGAGGCCUACGCCGACAUCACUGUGCUAAUCCCACCAGGAAACCCAAUCAUAGAGUCCCGCGAGGACAUCGUCAGUGAAGGAAACGAGACAGAGAUCACCUGCACCUCCAUAGGCAGCAAACCCGCCGCCACCAUCAGAUGGAUGAAGGGAGACAAAGAGCUGCCGGGGAGGUCUAAAGUGGAGGUCACGUAUGACCGGAUGUACACUGUGACUAGCUGGCUAAAGUUAACUGUCGCAAGAGAAGAUGAUGGAGUUCCUGUGGUUUGCAUUGUGGACCAUCCAGCGGUCAAGGACUUCCAGGCACAGAAGUACUUGGAAGUACUAUAUAAACCCGAGGUGAAGAUUGUGGUGGAGUUUCCGGUGGGUCUCACCAGGGAGGGCGAGAACCUGGAACUCACGUGUCAGAUUAAAGGCAAACCAGAGCCUCAACAGGUGAAUUGGGUGAAGGUGGAUGACGACGUGCCCUCUCAUGCCGUUAUCACGGGCCCAGAUCUCUUCAUCGAGAACUUGAACAAGUCGUACAACGGCACUUACCGAUGUGUGGCCUCCAACUCGGUGGGCGAAUCGUAUGAUGACUACAUCCUUUAUGUGUAUGAUGCCCUUACCACAACCCUUAAACCCACAACCACCACCACCACCACCACCAUCUCUGCCACAACCUCCCCUCCAGACAUCAUACAAGACGCUGCGCCCAGCACCGAAGCAGCAGCUCACGACUCGCGAGCAGGAGCAGAAGCACAGAGAUCCGUGGACCACGCGGUUAUCGGAGGGGUGGUGGCCGUCGUGGUCUUCGCCAUGUUGUGUCUCCUCAUCGUUUUGGGCCGAUAUUUCGCAAGACACAAAGGCACCUACUUUACGCACGAAGCCAAGGGGGCGGACGACGCGGCGGAUGCCGACACGGCCAUCAUCAACGCCGAAGGGGGUCACAACAACUCGGACGAGAAAAAAGAGUACUACAUCUGAAUCCAGAGGCCUCCGUCGUUAUGAAAUUUUUCUUUGUUUGGUGGGCGGGAGGGAGGGCGGGGCAUGAGGGAUCGCAAUGAAGAAGUGUUUUUAUUUCUUGGUUUUGAUCUUUUCCUGGGGAUUGAAUGAUGGAGAAUGCUACCCGGGCAGCUGAGAAGAUGUAGGUAUUUGUGUAACAGAGGUCAAGGGCGGUCUGGGUCGCGGGUGGGUUGGGGUUACCAGACGUUGCCAGAUAAAGAGUGUAGAAAGCAUCACCACACAGCACCUCCCCAACUGCUGGUACUUUUGUUCAUUUUUCGACCAUUUUGCAGAAAACUUCUGUGCCUUGUUCUGAAUUUCUUUUCUGAGUCAUGCUUUAAAUGCCAUUUAUCAUGUUGCACUCCCAAGUCCCUCCUUCCCAAACACACACGUACCAUCAUUUCUAUUAUCAACGUGCUGAAGGUACAUGAGGGUUGCACACACACACACACACACACACACGCACGCAUCACCUCGAUACAUUCCCCCAUGCACUGUGGACUCUUCUCUCUCACUCAGAAUGUCAUAUCAUCUAUCCUCUGCACUAUAUUCACAUCAGUGUUUUGAUUUUCUUAAACCAGGUCCAGAACACACAUCAUCUGAUGCCUUUAGCACCAUAAGCACUCAAGUUCAAAACAUAAGUUUCCUUCCCGUUCGGCAACUUUUGAUGAGACCAGUGAAGAAUUCAUCACUGCGCCUGUUUUCAUUCUGAAAUGUAGAGUCUGCAUUGCUGCAUUACCGUUUACUUGAUUUGUUUUUCUUUUGAAAUAAUAUGUGCCAGUACAUUUGAAGCAUCGCCGGCGUUCAGAAUGAGCAUAGGUGCAGACAAAUGAUUCUGUCGACAUGCCAUGCUGCGCAUAUGGAGGUUUAUCGUCCCGUUCCGCUCAGAUAGAUACAGCUCUCGCAGAUAUUUAUUGUUUCCAUAUAAUGAUGUCUUAGGUUUCCUUGGCAUUUUCAUCCAGAAAUGUUUUCGCAAAUGACAAAAGAGUCGCCGAGAAAAGGUCUAAACGCUCUCGCUUACGUUUGUUAGCUUAGCUUUGUGCGUUUGUUUUAUUUUAUGCCGGGCUGGUGAAGGUGACCCUUUAGCACACAUCUAUACGACUACCUAAUAUAGUGAGCUGUUUUCAAUGUCAAGAGCGGGAGAGAGAACCACCACCAUCAUGUUUGUAGAUUAUCCGAGAGAUAGUUUGGGAGCGAUUUGAUUAUAAAAACUUUACUACCUUAAAAUGCAUUUUAACAGCCAAAAAACAUCAACACACGUGUAUGUUCAUUGCAGGCAAGUCAGUGGGGAUGUGACAUUGAUGUUGAGCAGGCUAACAAGUGUGUAAUGGUAUACGAUCGCCCAUAUUUCUGAGGAAAUGGUGGCCAUUGCAGCUAGCUUAUCCUAGUGAUAUUUGACUAGAAACUGCCCAGAUGUCUCAGACCCUACGGUGCGAAAUACAACCACACCGCCACGCCGAAAUCAUUUCAACAUGAUGUGUAAACAAUGUGUGUUUUAUUGUUUGUAAUUGCCGUUUCUCCACCGGAUUCCUGCUUGUUACGGUUUUGAGGGGUCGAAACGAGUUUAGUGAACAGGGUGUCGCUGUACACUCUUCUAUUACCAAUAAAUAGAAAAAGCUUUUAAUAACAUUCCAAAUAUUUUAGGAAAUUUGUCUACAAUGUACUUAGCUGCAUAUGUGGAUUUCCCCUACAUUUAGUCAUUUACACAUGAUGCUAACCAAAAAAUCUGACACGUCCUCCAACACUCAUGCUUCCUUCACUCUCGUGAACACAUUAGACAUUUCAGUAAAAACUAGCGACAAACGUAGACCAGGAACUGCAUCCAUUACAUAAGGUGGCUAAGAUGUCUAAACAGUAUUUCGGUUCAUUUGCUCAUGACUCUCUCUGUGGUGUAAGUGAAUUUAGAUGCCAUAGUUUAGACCCUGCUGAAAUCAAACUCAGUGUAAAUAGAGCUACAGUACGAGGUUGAAGGGGGAAAACACACUCUUGUUUGCUUUUUUAUUUAAAAGAAGAACAUCUACCGAGACGUUUAGAGUACCUGCAUUAACCAUAGGAAACGCGUUUCUUUUACUCCGUAGAAUACAAAUCAAAGGGAACGUCUUGCGGCUUGAUGGUUACCGUUGCUGUUGAGAUAUACAGUCGUGUGGCUUGUGCUUAACUAGUGAGCAUCAUUUAGCUUUGGUCUGGCAGCUUCUGAACAGGAUUUCAGAUUUCCCUUCUUCUCUUUUGCGUAUGUGAGAGACAUGACAUCAGUAUACUAAUUUGUGGUAUUUAGACUGGGCCGAUGUACAUUUUGUUAAACUUGUUAUGUUAGACCUGUUUCUAAAUGUGAUUGUGGUUUUGAACCGUAACCACUCGGAUAGCCUUUUGAGGAUGACGUUGAAGAAAAUUGAUGGGAACACAUGCUAGUGAUUUUAAAGCAUCUAUUUCGUUGUCUGUCUCUUGUACAGAAAGGUGAUAAAAGGCUGAAUUGAAAGUAUCCUAAAUAUAACUGCUUGUUUUUGAUGAAUUGUGAAUUGGGUUCAAUUUAAGUUGUGUCAUUUUUUCAUUCUGUUGUUUUUGUUUGUUUGCUUGUUUUAUUGCCCCUUGUUUGAUGCAACAGUGUUAGUAAUGUAAUUUAAUUUCAUGUCUUACAUUUGAACUGGACAGUUUGGGUUAAGCCCUGUCUCAGGUUCAUAUAUUGGCAUUCUUGUAUCUCAGGUAGAAUGCGAAGUAACGGCCCCCAUUUAAGCAUGUGAAAAAACAAAUCAAAUUGAAUCUUAAAACACUGAAUUUUGCAUUUGAAGUGCGUUUUAUGUACGUUUUGUUUAUUUGAUGCACUGUACAACAUGUACGCCGUGUACACACUAUGAGUAUUACCUUUAUAGACCUUCACAUGGAGAGAACACAAAGAGGUAUACACAGUUAUCAAGUCGACAUGUUUCUCGGUCUGGAUAAGUUUGGAUUCUUGAAAGUUUGGGACGUUUUAUCAUCAAUGUUUUUAGGUUGAGUAUUUUUUUGUCUUUCUGCUGUACUUGGGCAAUGUUACUGUGUAUUAAUGAAGAAAAAAUGAUAUCCACAUUCCCAUACACAUUUUGUAUUUGUUCAUAUUAGACAUUUUUACAAAAAAUGGAGAGUUCUUGUCUUAAUAAAAAAGAAAAGAUAUUAAUGUUCAAAGUAA